Trypanosoma grayi is the source of this 972-nucleotide messenger RNA. RefSeq names its product HUS1 checkpoint protein. Gene Ontology annotation, biological process: nucleotide-excision repair; telomere maintenance; double-strand break repair via homologous recombination. The record is from RefSeq and is a predicted model, not a curated record. The transcript has a single exon. NCBI's taxonomy places the organism in Eukaryota, Euglenozoa, Kinetoplastea, Trypanosomatida, Trypanosomatidae. The coding region runs from base 1 to 972 and encodes 323 amino acids. Gene Ontology annotation, cellular component: nucleolus; site of double-strand break; checkpoint clamp complex.
AUGAAGUUCAAGGCGACGGUGCGGGACCAACGCACGCUCGCCGGCGUGUGCCAGGCGUGCCGCAGCAUCCAGCAGCGCUGCGUCGUGAAGCUGCACCCCGCCCGCGUGCGCUUCUUCACCAUGGCGCAGGCGACCGACGGCAUGCAGGUGUGGGCCGGCUGCCGCACGGAGUCCGUCUUCAGCGACUUCCAGUCCCAAUCGCGCAACGCCGACAACGCCAUCUACUGCGAGGUCGCCGAUCUCGCGCGACUCGUCCACAUCCUGCGCCAGGCCGAGCGCUGCCCGCACGUCGGCGUCAAACUCACCAGCAACGCGGCGCGACGCCCGGCGCUGCGUGUGUCGCUGCAGGGCGUCCUGCCGCAUCUUGACAUUAGCCACGACGUGCCGGUGCGGGUGCUUAGCGAGGCGGAGGUGCUGAGCAUCAGCGCGCCGCCGCUCACGAGCGAGGUACUGCAGCUCGCGCUGCCGAGCCUGACGGAGCUAACGCUCUUCGUCGACAAGGUGCGCGGCACGUCGUGUGAGCGCAUGACAUUCACCGCCCAGGGAAACGCGCGGCCGCCCCGCAGCACCGCUGCUGAUGGUGGUGGUGGUGCGACGUGCAGCCUCGUGAUCGAGGCGGAGUGUUUCCUCGGCAGCUUUGCGCUCAAGUACAACGCCGUGCCGCUGUGCGAGCGUGACGAUGAUGAUGAGGAGGAGGAGGAGGAAGAGGCGGAGGAAGGGGGUGAUGAAAAGGCAGACGGAGCGGUGAAGAACAGAGACAGAAAGAGGCGCAGGCGAGAGAAGGACGACGCCGGUAUGCUGCACGCGACGGUGGAGGUGGAGGUGCGGCGGUUCGCGCGGUUCCUCGCCAUCAAGGAGGUGACGCCGCUGCAGGUCAUGCUGCACUUAGUGGACGGCAAGGCGGUCGUGCUCAGCGUGGCGGCGGCGGGUGGCACGACGCUCGUCGGCUACAUGCCCGCGCUGCUGCACUGA